AAACCAAGGAGCAGGAAAACGAUGUAAACUCCUUGCAGAGACGUUACAGCAGCCCUUCCUGGCUGUAGACUCUGCUGUGCCAUGGAAACGGCGGAGUGUUGGAUGGCUGAGGCUGAUAAUUAACGGUCUCCAUGGCAGGAUUCUUCCAGUCAUGUCUCAUAUUAUUGGGUUGUUGUUUUGAGUCAUUAGGUUCAAAUCAGGGUGAAACACUCAGUGAGUCACAGCCACAAAUAUAGGAACAACAUGAAGAGGUCUUAACUGGGGGUUGGGCAUUAUAUAAAGCAUGUAUUACAUUAAGUACUCAGUAAGUUGCUACACGCCAAACAUUUGUUUGUAUGUGUGCACUGGUACAGACAAUUACAGGUGAACCUUGUAGCUUGUAUUAAUCUCUGUUCAGUAACGGAAAUUUAAUAGGUCAAAAUCAAGUGACCUUGUUAGGUCCCACGCAGUAAUCUGGGGGAAAAAAGGACGGCGGAAGGGAGACGGCAAUCAGGAGUGCAGGGAUAGUGGAAUUAGCCUCUGAACUGACCCGACCACCCUUAUCCUAUUAGAGCUAUGCUGUGUCAUCCACCGUCGUAACAGAUCCUCAGGGUACUUAUAGAAGCGGCCUUUCCGUCGCUGCCAUCUAGUGGCAAGCAAGCAGAAAUGCGCAUAAUUACGGAGAGGACAAACCGGGUCAACUCCACCACUGCCGACGAAAACUGCGUGACGGCUAACGAUAGUCAUUUACAGCGAAAGGAUGCGUUUUUAGUGAAACAGGAGCACAGAGUUUGCAGCGCAUAGUGGAUCAUUAAAUAGAGAAAAAUGGAAAGAUUCCAUCGGAAAAAUAAAUUAACAUUCAAGUGUCAGAGCAGAUGCUGAUUUACCAUGAAACUUUGUGGAGUUUGCUCUUAGUUGACGCUAAUAUCGUCUUACAGUAUCCCAUCCACGACUAAUGUCUUUGGAUUUGAAGUACGUUUGUGACAUCAUACGCAGAUCUGUAGUAUGAUGAGGCAUACGCACUUUUUAGACUACAUUAUGCAUAGAGGAUUAAGCUGUGUAUACUGGUCAGUGAGGAUAACGAUUUUCGUUUCAUACUUAUCGCUGAUCAUUGCAGUGUGACAUGCGGCACAACUUAGAGUACAACUUUGCCACAGAAUAAAAUUUAAAUGAUGGAAUAUCGUAUUUAAUAUUGUAUCAGAUGUUGCUGCAAAGUGCAUCAGGGUGCCUGAAUGAGUAGAACUCCAAGUUUUGGGUGCAGAUUGCUGCCGCCAUGCUGCCUCCGAGGAGUCUGUAGGCUAUACGCUCCUAGCGUUGCACUAGGGCCACUCUGGUUUCCUCCAGAAACAUGCAUUUGGGCAAAUGGGUUUGGCUUCUAAUUUUUCAUAAGAUGCAAUUGCAUUUGGCUGUAUGCCUUGUGAUGGACUGACAUCCUGUCCAGGGUCCUUCCAUGCCCUGUGCACUGUGUCUCCUGGGAUAGGCUGUCCGUCAUCCUGUACAGUGCAGAAGGUGGAUGAAUGAAUGGGUGGUACAGUUUAAAUGAAGACGAAUAUAAUGGCUACAUUACACAUUCACUCUGGUAUCAGUUUUGUAACUGCCAGUCAUAAUAUGAAGGGCAUAUAGCGAUCCAGUGAACGUGACAGAAGUAUAUGGCAUAAAUAUGAACAUAAUGACACAAUGACAGCCUGCAAAAAUCAGUAUGGGUUUUAUGUUUUUUGUAGUUAUUUAUUUGUUCAAAACGGCUAAAAUGACCUUCCCCUGCUGAGUGUUAGUUGUAUUCGAUCAUUAGUUUUUUUUUUCUUUUAUACCCUGAUGAACUUAAUUACCCGAGUAAUCGUUUUAUAAGCUUGUAAUAAUUUGCAAUGUUUCAUUCUAUUUCUCUAAAAUCGUCUGUAUUUGCACAAUUUAAAAAUUAACUCGGGUUUGUUGCUUUAUCGUCACAGCAGACUUAUCUGACGGGAACAGGCGGAUAGUCGUAUAUAUUCGGGAUUAUCCGCCUGCUACGUUACAACUUUUUUUCACCUACCUUGUGCGGUUUUAUUGAAUGAUAGUCUGGUGUUUUGUAAACCUUUGGUAUACUCAUUUACAUUUUACACAUUGCAUUCUCAGAUUACCCCCCUGAUUUUUAGAAACUUGCUGUUCUUUUUCUUCCAUCCUUCCAGAAACUGUUAAACCUCUAUCAUCGUUAUGCGUACAUUUUAAGUAAUAUGAUUGUAGUCCAUGCACGUUGUUCUGUAAUCUUUUUUUAAUAACCGGAAGUGUAAUUGAGUUGUAUUGCCGAAUCAAAAGAAUCGCUUAAGAUGACAUUUGCGGGGAUAAAUUAAAAUCAGAUUUUUGCCUAAUGCGAAAUAAAAAAAACUGACAUUAGCACAUCAUUUGGAUGCGGGACAGAUGCGCACUGGGCGAAAAAAUAAAUGUAAUUUUAUAGGCCUAAUUAAUAUUUUGGGGACAAUGGAUACAACAACUAAUUUAGCCCGCUCUUUAAAAUAUCUCACCCAGAUGUUUAUUAACACACCUAAGUGGAUUUAAAGAGAUUAAUCAAGAUCGUCCUAGACCAAAAACGAUAAACGUGCUCACCUGUUUCCUGCCAAGAACGAUCCACAACUUCGCUUUUCAAGCUUCUAAUUGUAUCUUCUCUGCAACAAAUUCCCAAACUAUUACUAAGAAGCAAAUCCGUAUCGCGUUGUUGCUUCUGUGUAUAUCAAAAUCCUUUUUUUGAAAUUCCUUUCCUACUGGAUAAUUUACUCUGCAUUUUCAUGUUAGAUCAUUUGUUUGCCCCUCGACACCUCCUACCUCUCAGCUCCCCCUGCAAACAGUAAUCCUCUCUUUGCGCGCUCUCGCUGCCUACACGCGGGCGGGCACCUGAGCGCGAGUACACGCUCUGGAAGUGUGUGGGUGAGUGAAGGCGGGAGAGCUUGUCAACUUGAUUGUGUCUCCCUUUGUGCACAUUUGUGCGUCUUCCACCAGUGCGUACUCUCCUUCCAUUUUUGCCUAUUCCUUUUAUCAGUGCAUUUAGCUGGUUGCAUUUAUAAAAUAAUACUUCGGUGUCUACUGCUGUUGACCAAAUGCGUUCACUAUUAACCCUCCUGUGUCUUCUGUUCCUAUAUCUGUUCCCUUCAUUUUUUUUGCCCCUUCCGUCCUUUAAAUCUUUGGUUUUUCUCUGACACACCACUUUCUGGUGUUUUAGUGAACACCUGGAAACGUUCCUAGAUACUUAGGAUAUUCGACUACUUUCAAACCUCUUAAUGGCUCCUCUGGUUUUCAUUUGCGGUGGGAACGGCCAAAAUCUCAAUCCUGCGUCAUAAUGAUAAAUCACUGUGUUUUUAAUAUCUUUGUUUUUUGCCUAAGCCUACUCAUUUAGCUUCUGGACAGUUUCACGCCCACUUCUAUUCAGAAAUCAAUGCGUUUAAAAAUAACUUCCAUUAACCGUGUCAUUUAGGCAGAUAGCAGGAGGGAACGUUAGUUUCCAUGGUCACUAUAAAAACACCACGAGUGUUAUUAUACAGAGGAAAGUUCCCUCAAUACUUAACAACAGUCUUAACAUGAAAUAAGUCGUUUAUAUAAUGCGUGGAUUGCCUAAGAUGAUUUUCCAUAAUUGACAAUAUUCUUUAAUGCUUUAAGAGGAUGGAGAUGGUUCUGGUAACUGAUGUAUUGUAGAACGAUACUUGGGCAAGACUUCGGCAAUCAAAACUCAUCUUAAGGAGGAUAUAAAAUUUCACAGCUCAGACUCCAUGUCAGAGAGCACACUUUGAGCUACUUCAGAUUUUACAAACUGCGUUAAAACUGAAAGGCUCUUGCGCUUGGCUGAAUGUAUAGUUCAGUUCUUCUUGACUGGUUUGUUUCCUGGAUUGAAUCAGCACACAGCAAGGACUCAGUACGUGAGUGAAAUUCAGGUCCUUUUGAUUCAAAUGGUAGCUUACAAAUCCUGUCCUAUAGCUCAACGCGUCCUCCCUGACAUGGAAUAGGCGGUAACCCUAGUCUAGACACUCAGAACAGAGUGUAAUGACGGGAAAUUCGGCGUAAAUAUGUAAAGAAUAAUGGAAAGUAGAUGACAUAGUUCACAGGAAGGUGAAUGGAUAAAUGUAACCAUGUAGCCAAAGCACAGAUUUUAAAAGGAGUACCGCGCCAGAGUACAGUGCGUGAUGGACAAAGCGCAAGUGUGACUGGGGGGCAGAAGGGGGUGGGAUAUAUAACGGCGCUGGUGCAGGUAGCGGAACACCGGCAGGGGAUGCUGGAACAGAGCGAACGUAUCAGAGGAGGGAUUCGAGGGCUGGUGGUAGUUAGUGCCAGAGCGCCGGGCAUUUCGGGUGAAAGAUGUCCUAGGACUACAUUGGCGUCUAUUCAUAGCCCGUAAGCCGCCAGAGCGGCAGAUUAGUUGUCGUGACCUUUCGACUGGAGCACCUUGCUGAGGGCGGGUGGUCUGCUGUCCCCGCCACGUUACUGGCUCCGUAGCCCUCCUUCCGUGACCGUCGCCCUGCCUGCGGUGCGCAUCACUUCCCUCUGCACUUCACCUUACCGCCACGAACGAUUAGAAAAAGCCCGAAGCAAAACGGACACCGUCUCGGUUUCCCUACCAGAACAAAACAUGCAUUUUUCACAGGAUGACAUUCAUACCCUGCAUCACUGUGUGUUUGCAAUUUUAGUAUUAAGGCACGUGACUUUCGCCAAGCAAGUUUUGGUACUUCCAAACCCGCUUUGGAUAAAGUGUACACGACGACGACAACGAUUUGGCUUCUGCAGCAGCAUAGUUUAUUAUGUGAAGGUAACUGAAGUAGUGGCCCGCUUUGUUGACGCUUCAGAUCCAGGGGGAGAGCUUUGUUACUUUUUGAGGAAAAAGUAUGCUUCACUUUAACUACUGCAGAUUUCUAAAACCGUAUAGUUUGAGCUUUUGGUACGAGGAGGAAUAAUAUUGUACCGAUAUUAGAUUAGAAAGCACGUUUUAAAUAAGACCGAGUUACUUCAUUUAAGUGCCAUGUGAGACUGACGGCGAUAAAAAGAGACAAAUGAUGGAUGAGACGAAACGGCACGUUUUAUGAAUUCUGACAUAGACGAUUAAUAGUGGGAGAAGUCAAAUUUAAUUAUGCAUCUACGCUUACCCCAUAACAUUCAUAUUCUUGUAGAUGUAUUUUUAAAAAACAACAAUUAUUGGCUAAUGACGCGCAGACUUGCGUGAAUAGCUGUUCUGGCGCGCAGGUUCAUUUUCAACUCUGUAACUGAGCCAGGAUUUAGCGCUGAGGCUGCAGGAUUUCAGUCCGCUAAAGGGAGCGAGGACGGUGAUUUACGGCACAGAGACAGAGGCUAAGGAUUAUGACACUGGCCGCCAAAAAAAAUGGGAGUUUGGAAGCAGGGCGGAGGCGAGGGGAUAAUUAAUUUGGGCAGUGUGUCAGGCAUUUAAUGGGAUUACAGGAAAGUCACAGUUGAGAGGAAAGGGUAUAAUAUUAGAGAUAUCAAAAUAGUACCUAAGAAAGGGAGGAGCAGAUUUUGUGGAUGUGUAUGUGGUAUAUAAUGGCGUUGUUCCGUGAUGGAUACGUCAGCUUUGCUAUGUUGAACGGGAAACGUAUAACACAAACUGUAUAUUUGUGAUAACAUUUCAAAAUACAGUCAGUUUACAUGAUUGAAGCAUUACUGAAAGGCUAAUGUAUACUUUUGGAUAUUUUCAUACUACUUAAGGUGUGGCCUACAUGCAGUUCGCACGUGAAUGUUCAUAUUUGCCACGUCAUUGGAAAGUCGCGCUCAUUACUCAUUGUAUAGUCGGAUUCAUUAUUAGUUCUACUUGUUUAAAAGUAGUUUUGAAUCUUAAAUAUAAUCUGAAAGAUAUAGUAUUAAAAUGAAUGACUUGGACAGUAGAAUACUCAGCUUUGGCAUUUUGCUUGAAAAUUGAGCAAUUCACAAUUGAAAAUAAUUCUAUUUUUUAAAAUUGUACCCAAAAAUGUACCCAACAUCAUCAAUAAUAUCUGAAAUGCUUUCACGUAGCAAAAAUAGGCCUCAUGCUGAUAGAUAGAUCCUUCCAUCUAAACAACUGUUUUUACUCUCAUUAGCUAUAUUUAGUUACCUGGAUGAGAUUAUUGCUAAUGUUGCCUAACUGCUGGUACGUGGAUGUAGUUAAUGACUGCCCUCACAGCACGGUAGGUGGCGCUGUGCACCUUUUCACCGCACGAAAAUGUGCUGCUAAAUCCGUAGAAGAAGACAAAAUGCAGAGCUCGCCGUGGCUGUAAGGUAUGCUUGUGGAACUGGGCAUCUAAAGAACUCGUAGACGCAAGAUCAACAUCUCAUAGCAAGAAGUAACAACUGCCUUUAAAAAGGACUCCUGAAUUUGAAGGCAACCAUUGUCCACUAACUGCUCACAGAAUCAGAAAGUGGAGUUAGUUCAGUUUUACGAAGCAGGCCUUUUGAUUCGGUACAGAACUUAGGGACAAUGCAAAUUAUUAUUUCAGUUAUUUAAACUUCGUAACGAUUUAGAAAUCACUGUGUCAGCCUGCGGUUUGUUUUUUUGCUGCCGAUAGCAAUACGAUUAUUGUUUUUCGCGCUCAUUUUGUUAAACAAAGUUAGUCGAAAUGAACAUUUUUCGCAUUUUGGGUGAUAUGUCACAUCUUGUGGCCAUGUUAAUUUUGUUUGUCAAGAUCUGGAGGUCAAAAUCCUGCGCUGGUAUCUCUGGGAAGAGCCAAGUCCUGUUUGCCCUAGUUUUCACCACCAGAUACCUGGACCUGUUUACUUCUUUUAUCUCAAUCUACAACACUGUCAUGAAGGUUGUGUUCCUGGUUCUGGCCUAUGCCACAAUCGAGCUGAUCUACCAUCGCUUUCGAAACACUUACAGCUCUGAGAGCGACACCUUCCGGGUGGAGUUUGUCCUUGUUCCCGUCACUGGGUUAGCCUUCAUCGAGAACUAUUCCUUCACCCCGCUGGAGGUCCUCUGGACAUUCUCCAUCUACCUGGAGUCUGUGGCUAUUUUGCCGCAGCUCUUCAUGAUUAUCAAGACGGGCGAGGCGGAGUCCAUCACCACACACUAUCUGUUCUUCCUGGGCCUUUAUCGAGCCCUCUAUCUGGCCAACUGGGUGUGGCGUUACCACACGGAGAGCUUUUUCGACCAGAUCUCCGUCGUCUCCGGUGUGGUGCAGACCAUAUUCUACUGUGACUUCUUCUACCUUUACAUCACUAGAGUACUGAUGGGCAGUGGAAAGAUGGCCUUGCCGAUACAUGUAUGAGCAACCACUACAUCCUGCUUCAAACAGGACUCUCCUAUUCAUAUCCUUCCCAUACCCCUGACUCUCUACAUGGAUUCCAAUCACAGCUCAUCCACUCUUUCGUUUGUUUGUGUUCGUUUGUAAACAAGAAUUCUGUUUCAAUAUAUACUGGAUAAAAAAGGUUUCCGUAUUCCGCAUAUACAUUUCAGCACAGUUGAGUUAAAUAUUCAGUUGCUUUAACCACUGCUUUAAACAUUUCACACAGAUAACAGUAAAAUAAUUAAAACCGAUGUAAUCUCCCCUAUUAUUCUUGAAAUGGUUUGAUCCACUGGAGAAUAGUUUAUAUAUUUGGGUGUUCAUAUAUCUGUUGUGUAUGCAUGUGUGUUUUGAUACUGGUGUAAUUCUGUGUACAAUAUGUAUAAACAUAAGUAUCAGAAAAUUUUAACAUAUAAAACUGUAUUCUGAUCUUUUUUUAUCAGAGCGUUUGUUGUAUUAUAACUAACAUUUUCAGAAAAUUUUGGUUCUUUUCCAAGACACUGAGCUUUGAUAAUUUUGGAUAUAUGGCUGACUGGUAGGGAUUGACUGUGUAUCAACCAUGUUACCAUUUAGCACUCUGAAUGAGUAAGUUGUUUAUGCAAAUUAAUAAAUUACAGACUGAAAAUAA
Molecule: messenger RNA, 7824 nt
Organism: Paramormyrops kingsleyae
Lineage: Eukaryota; Metazoa; Chordata; Actinopteri; Osteoglossiformes; Mormyridae
Product: ER lumen protein-retaining receptor 3-like
Biological process (GO): protein retention in ER lumen
Cellular component (GO): membrane
Molecular function (GO): ER lumen protein retrieval receptor activity
Source: RefSeq, a predicted model, not a curated record